Molecule: messenger RNA, 3466 nt
Organism: Cryptomeria japonica (Japanese cedar)
Lineage: Eukaryota; Viridiplantae; Streptophyta; Pinopsida; Cupressales; Cupressaceae
Product: protein DEFECTIVE IN EXINE FORMATION 1
Exons: 16
Coding region: 397-3039 (880 amino acids)
Molecular function (GO): protein binding
Source: RefSeq, a predicted model, not a curated record
AUCAGGGCGGCCUUUACUUGAUCGGGAGUUAAUUUGCCGGCCCGCAUAGUUUGCUAUGACGGAGGCUGAUCUUAUGAGUUUCUGGGUAUGCAUACUAUAGGCGAUAAUCAUUGGUUAUGUAGUCGUUCUCAUCUAGCAAUGCGGGGUUGUAGGGCCUUCGAAGGAAUGUUUUGCUAACUGGAUCCUAAUAUUACAAGGAGUGCUAGUUUAAUUCAAACAUCGUCCAUCCCACCCUUUCUUCAUGGGUUUUUGAUCUCUGAAUAUCUUUUAAAAAAGGGUUUUGAGAAAGGAAAGAGAAUUCAAACUUUACUGUUGUUGAGCAACCGGUGCAUUCGAUCUUCUCCUACUGUGAGACGGAGGCAUAUUUUGAGAAGAGCGGAUUCAGGCUAGUGAAUCAUGAAAUAUGCAUUGAUCCUUCUCUACAUUUUACUUCUAUGCCCCUCUCUACAUGAUAUCAGAUGUCAAUCAGAGUCAUUGUCUGAUGGCCCAGAAAAGAACAAAUUUCGUGAACGGGAAGCAACUGAUGACAAUCUUCCACUUCCAACCUUAGAUGAGGAUGCGUUGCUUAAUACACAGUGUCCCAAGAAUGUGGAGUUGAGGUGGCAGGCAGAAGUAAGCUCCAGCGUCUAUGCAACACCUUUAAUUGCUGAUAUUAACAGUGAUGGUAAACUAGACAUAGUGGUUCCAUCUUUUGUUCACUACCUGGAAGUGCUAGAUGGUUCUGAUGGAGACAAAAUGCCAGGGUGGCCGGUGUUCCAUCAGUCAACUUCUCAUGCAAGCCCACUUCUCUAUGAUAUUGAUAAGGAUGGGGCCAGAGAGAUAGCCUUAGCAAUGUAUAAUGGAGAAGUACUCUUUUUCAGGACUUCGGGAUACUUAAUGCAAGAAAAAUUGGAAGUUCCCCGUUUACGUGUUCGCAAAGAUUGGUAUGUUGGUCUAGAAAAAGAUCAUGUAGAUCGUUCUCAUCCUGAUGUACAUGAUGAUGUUCUAAUCCAGGAGGCUAUUGAUCAGGAAGCUUUGUCCGGGAAACAUGGAAGCAUCCAAGAGGCAAAGUCCAACCAGUCUAUUUCUACACACGAAGUUGAGCAUGAAGCAUCAUCAAAUGCAUCAAAGCCACAAUCAUUGUCUGAGGUUCCUCUAAAUGGAGGUCACCAAUCUGCCAUAGAAAACAAUACCCACAAUGUAGUUUCAACCAAUAUUUCUGAGCAUAUAUCUACUGAUAUGGGGAAUGAAACAAAAUCAAAUAUCAGUAAAACUGGCCGUAUAGAUGAUGAUGAGGCGUCCAUGCACAAUUUACCAGGGAUGGAAGCAAUUACAAAUGCUACAAGUACAACAAAGCCAGCAGUUACCAAAAGGCGGCUUCUUAUGGAAGCUGAAACAGAAACCUCUAAGAAAAAUGACAGUGAAAAUACCGUAACUGUUGAAAAUGAUGAGGAGCUGGAGGAGGAUGCAGAUGCCUCUUUUGAUUUGUUUCAAGAAGGCGAUGAAGCCUUGGCUGAUGAAUAUACAUAUGACUAUGAUGACUAUGUUGAUGAAGCAGCCUGGGGAGAUGAAGAUUGGACUGAGGCUCAACAUCAAAAGGAAGAAGAUUUUGUUAAUAUUGAUUCACAUAUCCUAUCUACUCCAGUGAUUGCAGAUAUCGACAAUGAUGGCAUCAAUGAGAUAAUCAUUGCAGUGUCUUAUUUUUUUGAUCAUGAAUACUAUGACAACCCUGCACAUUUAGCAGAGCUGGGAGGUAUAGAUAUUGGUAAAUAUGUUGCAGGCGCCAUUGUGGUCUUUAAUCUUGAUACGAAACAAGUAAAAUGGACCAGUCAAUUGGAUCUUAGCACAGACUCUGGAAAAUUUCGUGCCCAUAUUUACUCUUCUCCUACAGUGGUUGAUCUGGAUGGUGAUGGCUAUUUGGACAUUCUCGUCGGCACUUCAUUUGGCUUCUUUUAUGUUUUGGAUCAUCACGGAAAGAACAGGGAAAACUUUCCACUACAAAUGGGUGAGAUUCAAGGACAUGUUUUAGCUGCUGACAUCAAUGAUGAUGGCAAAAUUGAAAUGGUGACCACUGAUACAAGAGGGAAUGUGGCUGCAUGGACUGCUCAAGGAAAAGAAAUCUGGGAGAGACAUCUUCGGAGUCUUAUUGCACAGGGACCGACUGUGGGUGAUGUUGAUGGUGAUGGACAUACAGAUGUGGUAGUUCCAACCAUUUCAGGUAGCAUUUAUGUUCUUAAUGGAAAGGAUGGGACAUAUGUAAAGCCAUUCCCCUAUCGCACUCAUGGGAGGAUCAUGAGUCCAGUUCUUCUGGUUGACCUAAGUAAGCGUGGAGCAAAACAACAAGGGUUGACUCUCGCUACCACAUCAUUUGAUGGUUACUUAUAUCUUAUUGAUGGGCAAACUGGUUGUGCAGAUGUAACAGAUAUUGGAGAGACAUCUUAUAGCAUGGUUCUUGCAGAUAAUGUUGAUGGAGGUGAUGAUCUCGAUCUAAUUGUAUCCACUAUGAACGGCAAUGUAUUUUGCUUUUCAACUCCUGCCCCACAUCAUCCAUUAAAGGCAUGGACAUCCCAAACUCAGGGAAGAAAUAAUGCUGCAAGCCGUUACAAUCGUGAAGGAAUUUUUAUUCUACCAUCAUCUAGAACUUCUCGAGAUGAGGAAGGUGACAGCUUUUGGGUACAAUUCAAAAUUGUGGAUGAGCACCGACGCCCUUUAGGAUCACAAGCACCUUAUAAUGUUACGGUGACAUUACUGGUCCCUGGGAAUUAUCAGGGUUCAAGAAGGAUAACUCAAAAUCAAAUAUAUAAUCAACCUGGUACCUACAAAUUUAAGUUGCCGGUAGUGCCUGUGCGAACAAUAGGGACAGUAAUUGUAGAGAUGGUUGACAAGAAUGGUUUAUAUUUUUCUGACGAGUUUUCUCUCACUUUCCAUAUGCACUACUACAAGCUAUUUAAGUGGCUUCUUGUUCUUCCAAUGGUUGGAAUGUUUGGAUUGCUUGUCAUUCUUCGACCACAAGAAGGUGCACCUUUGCCAUCAUUCUCUCGAAAUACACACCAACUUUAAAGAGCCAAAGGAACCCCAAUAAUCCUUGUAUACAAUGUCCCAGAAAGCUAAAUUUUGCACAGCAUGGAAAUUAUGAGUUUUCAAUCCUCUCAUGUACUUUUUUUAAAAAUGAGUUGAAAGAAGCGUUCCCUCAAUCUCAAAAUUCCAUUCAUGGCAGUCAAUUCAAACAAAAUUGAGGCCUUCUUUGUUAGGAACAGGAACUCGGUCUACCUUUUCUACUGCUUUUUGCUUUGCAACAGGUAAUGCUAAUUUUUGUAGUGUCUCGAAUGAUUUUUCCAUAAUUAAAAGGAGUUUCAUUUCUUCUGAUGUUUCUCUUAUUCUCUUUAACAUAAAGAGGAGAGAGAAACUAGAAUCCAUGUGUGAAACUGAGGUUGACAAAUAACUUAUAAUAAAUCAAAGCUGGCUCUAGUCCCUUUCAAAGUCUGCA